AUGCUUCGCUAUACUGGUGCUCGCGCUAUAAGAAAGUACUCUACUAGGUAUGCACUCGAGCACCUGAAAGAAGGUACUCCUCUGAAAGGGCUGUUUUCUAUUGACGGAUUACAAAAAGCAUGGUUUGAUCGAGUGAAAUGUCUCGAUGCAAAAUUGAACGAUUGUACAAAUGAGGCGCAACAAAAACCCUUGGAAACUCUCAUCCAUGAAAACUCGAAAUCUGCUUCCAAGAAGCAUAUUGUGAACUACGCAUCAUCAUUAUACAACUUGAGAUUCAGCAUGUCAUCUCUUCAGGGGUGUACCAGGACACCACCAGAGGAAUGCCCCAAGCUUGGUCCAGAAGCGUUACUCCAAACCCCGGAUUUCAAUAGAACAAUAAGCAAUGAACCAUUGACCACUGGCAAUGAACGUUUGCAGGCGGCUUUAGUCUCCUCAUUUGGCUCCCUGAUGGAAUUUAGAACUUUAUUAAUAAACUCAAAUCUUGCUCUACCAGGUGACGGGUUUACGUGGUUAGUAGCCAGACGGCAGCUCGAUAAACGUUCCACCCGCAGCGAUAUGCCGAACAGGGACAUUGAAUACGAUAAACUAUUUAUUUUGAAUACUUAUAAUGCGGGAACUCCUUUUAACUUUUCCACCUCUGGCGUGAUGAAUGAGCUCAAUAAUCAAUAUAUUAACAUGGAAAAACAACGAGCCAAAGAAGCAGGUACUUUUGAUGAUUCUGAAAUGACUGCCAAGCAAGCCAAGACUAAAUUUAUUUAUGAAACUCAACAGAAGGGGUUUUCGGGGAAAGAGGUUUCAUAUAUCCCGCUUUUAGCCAUUGAUGCGUCACCCAAAACAUGGUUAACUGAUUAUGGUGUAUUCGGUAAACGAGAAUAUUUGGAAAGGGUGUGGGACUCUAUAGAAUGGAGAACUGUAGAAUCAAGGCUACCUCAACGCACUAAAAUCCAAGCAUUCAACACGUUGUGA
Messenger RNA from Saccharomyces paradoxus, 966 nucleotides. RefSeq names its product mitochondrial 37S ribosomal protein mS43 (gene MRP1). NCBI's taxonomy places the organism in Eukaryota, Fungi, Ascomycota, Saccharomycetes, Saccharomycetales, Saccharomycetaceae. The record is from RefSeq and is a predicted model, not a curated record. The transcript has a single exon. The coding region runs from base 1 to 966 and encodes 321 amino acids.